Molecule: messenger RNA, 8093 nt
Organism: Lates calcarifer (barramundi perch)
Lineage: Eukaryota; Metazoa; Chordata; Actinopteri; Centropomidae
Gene: nedd4a
Product: NEDD4 E3 ubiquitin protein ligase a
Exons: 25
Coding region: 1745-5515 (1256 amino acids)
Biological process (GO): receptor catabolic process; ubiquitin-dependent protein catabolic process; neuromuscular junction development
Molecular function (GO): sodium channel inhibitor activity; ubiquitin protein ligase activity; protein binding
Source: RefSeq, a predicted model, not a curated record
AUGCGUGAUGGAUCCAUUUUUUGUUGGCUCAGUCUCAUGGACACUGAAAUACUCUGUACAAGACUCUGUGUCAGUAGCAGAGAUAGUUGGGAAUCAAUCAGCCCACCUCUUGUGUUUUCUUUUCCUUCCAACAUUUCAAAUCUCCCCAUUAACGGCAGACAUAACAGAUUUGUGGUGGUGAGGGUGGGGAGAGGCUGCUAACCUGUAUGUGUUAACAUAAACUUUAGCGACCUGUUAGCCUCAUUACAUGAUGCUGAUUGACAGAGCCAUCCCCUACUCUAACCACACCCCACUGACACAGUUUGUAAUGACAUUCAAACACGUCCUCUAAAGAGUUCAUUAAAUAUAGCUUGUCCUUCAGUGUUUCUUUUGGGCACAGUGUUCAUGUGGGUUCCAGCUUUGUGGCUGUAUUAUGGGCAGCUUUGUUUUAUUAUUGGCAUAUUACACAGUACUGUAUGACUUGGCAUAACUGUGUAGUGCACGUCACCAAUCUUAUCUUAUGGCCUGCGUACAACCAUCAAUUGAACCUGCUUUUGGGCGAAUGAAUGACUAAUAUCCUGUCACGAGGUUUCCAUGUUUGUCAUGUUUGUGAAUCAUGUUUUUAUCCUGGCUGUGCCUCUUACUAGUAAACGCUGUACUGAAACUGAUUUGGUUGCAGAGUAAUGUCCUGAAAUAGGCCAGCCUGGCUCACAAUAGGCUGCCAUUAAUAAAUGGGACUGUCAACAGCCAUGGAGAGGAAAUCAGACCAGCACUGACUGUUACAUGAGGUGUCACAUAACAGGUGUCAUGUCACUGUCAAACCAAUCACAGCUCAUUCUUAUCUUUUCUGUAGUCAGGGAGAUAGUAUACCACAGAUUAGUCUAUCUCUACAGGACAUGUUUAACAAAGUAUCUGUUACUUUAAAACAAAAAAAAAAAAAAAACAUUUUAUAGGUUUAGGUGUUCUCUUGUGUGAAAUAAUGAACCAGUGAACUAAUUUAAAGUCACUUUCCUGCAUGUUUUUUAAAGACUAUGAAGGUUUUAUUGUGCACAAUGCUAUUUUGUAAUUCUGUCCUCAGUUUGAUUCAAAAUUAUGUUGAAAGUCAUUCCCUUUGCUAUUGAAUUGUAAUUCAAUAGCAGUGGGUAAAAAUAUUUGUGAGGGCACAGAGCAGCAGAAACAUUAGAAGCAGAGCUGCAGCAGGAAGUGGAGUCUUGAGUGAGUGGCCUGAGGCAGAUGUAACAGUUUGCCAGAGCUUCAGUCAAAGAUGCAGCGUAAAGAGCUACCAUGUCGUUGCUGUAGGUUUUUUUUUAGGUGUAAACAGGGGUGAAGCGGCUGGAAAAGGCACAAGCUGUUAGGGAUUAAUCUGACUGGAGCUCAGGAGGUACAGUUAACUAGCAGCUGAGCUAAGGUUAUAAAGCAGAUCAGCAGUGGGAAGUCUUGUCCUAUUAAGUUUAAGUGUAAUGUUUUUUUCUGUAUAGGGUUUAAGCUCCCUAAAGGGGCUAACCACUGGGAAUGCUCUAGUUUCAUAGGUCAUAUGUUUGGGUCAUGUCUCCAAACAGAACCACUGACCUCCUCUGACUAAAAGCUGAGAUCAGCCUGGAGAGGAAUGUAGGUUGUCACCAGAGCUAUUUUGGCAAUGUACAGCCGCUAAUGAUUGUGAUCACAGAGCAGAGCUCGGAGCAGUUGCUUUGCUUUCCUUUUUUCCUACCAGCAAGUUUGAUCAUGCAGCUCUCACUGGCGCUGCAGGGAUUAGAGAGUUAAACGAAUGGCACGUCGGCUCCGCUUGCAUUUUGCGUCAAGGAGAAGCAACACUGACCCUCUGUCAGAAAGCCUCGGCAGCCAUGGUGAGGAGAGUGGAGUCAGUGUGUCAGCUCGCAGCCCCGCAGAGAGUCUGGCGCACAGUUCUGUCCACUUGAAGGUGACUCCUCUGUCACCAGACUAUGCUAAUUUACAGCGAUACUCUUCAGUAUUCAUACCCAGGGUUAACAUUGGAGCAUGUAAUAAGAAGAGCAUUCUGCAGAUCUCGCUGCAGCCCUGUGGUAAGCUCAGCGGAGCGCUGGAUGGCAGUAUAGAGGAUGGAGACCCGGGAGUUAGUGAAGGAGCAGCGGGCACUGGCUCUGAUGGGGGCUCAUGCAACAGUAGCAUGGCCAGCGAUUCCGGGUACUGUAGCAGCAACAGCAUCUUUGAGCCAGAGGCUUCGGAAAAGCACAGGACCACCCAGGAGAGGAGUCUAAUCUGCUGCAAGUCCAAGGUCCCGCUGAGACGGUGUUCCUCCUUGGUUAUAUUUCCAAAGAGCCCCUGCAGCACCCCACCUGCCUCCCCAGUAAGUCCAGUGGCUCUACCUGCUCUUCCAACAACGAGAGGGUCUCAUCAGUCAUCUCUUCAGACAUCUGCCAGUGAAUUCUCACAAGAUGAUGAGGAAGUGACUUUCAAAGGGUCCACCACCGCAGCAGUAAGUGGCCAUCGUCUCCCAAAAGGAAGCUGUUCAGCUGAGUUCAGGGACAACAAACACAUGGUGCAAUUUAAUAUUCCUUUACAGGAUGAACCAAAAUGCAAAAUGGAGGACAGUAGUAAGGCAAUGGAACUGUCAUCAACUUUAGACAGAUCGAAUCGUCACUCUAGCAGUGUGCUGCUGCAUUUUGCCCACCAGAGACCAAUGAUAUCUGGGAAGGGAGCCACAACGACAGCUACAGUCAAUGUGGAAUAUCCUGAGGCUCCCAACCCAGCCGCACACCCCGAGGGUGAACAUGAACCUCACAAAAAACUGUAUCGUAGUACCUCUGCUUGUUUGUUCUCUUCGACUAAACCAUCAGAGAAAAACCAUAAGGCCUGCUCAUAUGGAAAAAGCCAAGAAAGGGCUGAGGAACACCACUGUCACCACGCCAUACAACGGAGCUUUUCCCUGGAGGUGCCCUACCCCAACACUGGAAUCUCAUGUCACGUUUCAAAUCCAAAACUCAGUAGCCCUUGCUCCCCGCAUGUGCACAUUCAUUUGUCUCCUUGCUGCCCAGUUAAGUUGCCAAGCUCUGCCACUGAUGUAAGCACAAGCCACAAAGGGAAUAAUACACCAAAGAGCCCAGGUCAAAACACCAAGACACGUGAUGAUUUUCUGGGACAGGUGGACGUCCCUUUAAAUCAGAUACCGACAGAAAAUCCUAAUACAGAAAGGCCAUACACAUUCAAGGAUUUUCUGCUUCACCCACGAAGCCACAAGUCCAGAGUCAAAGGUCAUCUACGUCUCAAAAUGACCUACCUGCCAAAAAACUCUGGCUCAGAGGAGGAGACAGCAGAUCAGCCUGAGGACAUGGAUCCUGGUUGGGAGCUUCUGGAGGCUCAGGACAUGUCAGGUCCCAGACAAAGCCAGGUGCUGCCUCCUCUGCCCCCUGGCUGGGAGGAGCGGCAGGACAACCUGGGAAGAAUCUACUUUGUCAAUCAUGAGAGCAGAACCACGCAGUGGAAUCGACCCACAAUGCAGGACUGUGAUCUGGAGAUGCAAAGAAGACAGAACAAUAACACAGAGGUGGAACAUGCAUUCAUUACACGCAGACAGAUCUCAGACCCCGAUGAAAACACCACACGAGAGUCUCCUGAGAGCUGGGAGAUCAUUGCAGAGGACGAAUCCACCUUGUACCACAGCAAUAACCAGCUCACAUCACCUCCACCCCACUCGCCCGCGGAGUCCCACUCGUUCUGCGGCGAGCUGAGAAACAUGCAAGUUUCAGGGGCCACAGCUGGUGAGCAGCGCACCUCCCAGACGGAUCAUGCAAGUAAUUCAAGCCAUUCCAGUCUCAGAGGAAGCGGCCAAACUUCAACUGGAGAGGAACAUCCUGUUAAUCCUGUGCUGCUUCCAACUUCAGCUGGGCUGCCUCCAGGCUGGGAGGAGAAGCGGGACAAUAAAGGAAGACGCUACUAUGUCAACCACAACAGUCGAGUCACAACAUGGACACGACCACUCGUUCAGAAAACCUCAGAGGCAGCAGCUGCACCAGCACAGAGUACUGCAGGUUUACCCCAAAGCCCCACACCAUCCCAACCACCUAUGUCCCCUGAGGUGUCUCCUCAGCACACCCCAAGCCCUGAGGCCACACAUGAAUCUGGCUUCUUGCCGGCUGGUUGGGAGGUUCGCAGUGCUCCCAAUGGAAGACCCUUUUUCAUCGACCACAACACAAAGACGACUACCUGGGAAGAUCCCAGGCUAAAGAUUCCCGUACACAUGAGGAGGAGACCCUCACUUGACCCUACUGAUCUUGGCCCGCUGCCACCUGGCUGGGAGGAGAGAAUCCACUCUGAUGGAAGGAUAUUCUACAUAGAUCACAACACCAGGACCACACAAUGGGAUGAUCCCAGAUUACAGAACUCAGCUAUAACUGGACCAGCUGUGCCUUAUUCCAGAGAUUAUAAACAGAAGUAUGACUACUUCCGGAAGAAGCUGAAGAAACCAGCCGACAUCCCGAACCGCUUUGAGAUGAAGCUGAGGCGAAACGCCGUGCUGGAGGACUCAUACCGACGCAUCCUCUCAGUUAAGAGGGCAGACCUGCUGAAGGCACGUCUGUGGGUGGAGUUCGAGGGAGAAAAAGGACUGGACUACGGUGGCGUGGCCAGAGAGUGGUUCUUCCUCAUGUCCAAGGAGAUGUUCAACCCGUACUACGGACUGUUUGAGUAUUCUGCCACGGACAACUACACUCUGCAGAUUAACCCUAACUCAGGUUUAUGUAACGAGGACCACCUGUCCUACUUCAAGUUCAUCGGCCGUGUGGCAGGCAUGGCUGUUUAUCAUGGAAAACUGCUCGAUGCUUUCUUCAUUCGGCCUUUCUACAAGAUGAUGCUGCAGAAGCCAAUCACCCUCCAGGACAUGGAGUCUGUUGACAGUGAAUAUUUCAACUCCUUGAUGUGGAUUUUGGAGAAUGACCCAACAGACUUGGAUUUGAGAUUCACCAUUGACGAGGACUUGUUUGGACAGACUCACCAGCAUGAACUGAAGCCGGGUGGCGCUGAGAUUGUCGUCACUAAUGAAAACAAGAAGGAAUACAUCCAUCUGGUGAUGCAGUGGAGGUUUGUGAACAGGAUACAGAAGCAGAUGACUGCUUUCAAGGAGGGAUUCUUUGAGUUGAUACCACAAGAUCUGAUUAAGAUCUUUGAUGAGAAUGAGCUCGAGUUGCUCAUGUGUGGUCUUGGAGACGUGGAUGUGAAUGACUGGAGAGAGAACACCAAGUACAAGAAUGGCUACUGCUCCAACCACGUAGUUAUCCAGUGGUUUUGGAAAACAGUGCUGCUGAUGGAUGCAGAGAAGCGAAUCCGUCUCUUACAGUUUGUGACGGGAACAUCCAGGGUCCCAAUGAAUGGCUUCGCUGAACUCUACGGGUCUAACGGACCACAGCUGUUCACCAUCGAGCAGUGGGGAACACGUGAGAAACUCCCCAGAGCCCACACAUGUUUCAACCGGUUGGACCUUCCUCCCUACGAGUCCUUUGAGGAACUGAGGGAGAAACUUCACAUCGCCAUUGAGAACGCACAAGGCUUCGACGGGGUGGAUUAGCACGGGUGCAGUAAAUGAGCUGAACUGACAGUUACUGCCACCAGAGUAAAGCCAAGCAGCAUGAUGUGGUGACAUUGAUGAGAGAAACGAGCUGUGCACAUCAGACUGGGGUCUUAACCUGCCAGCUGUGUGACAGAUGAAGGACAGUCACACAGCCCACUCUUUGGUCCUCUGUUGGGGCAUGCUUGGAGAAAGGACUUAUAUAUAUAUGUGGAGAGAUGGAGGUAUCACUCCAUGCAUUAUAAUGUUUACAAAUCAGGUUUUCUUAUUAUUUGAUUCUUUAUAUUAAGUUGCUCAAAAGUGUAUUCACUUUUUAUUUGUUCUGCUAAAAUGCUGAAAUAUUUAAAGAACAUGAUUCUGUGAAAUGACAAUAUUAUACAAAUUAAUGUGAAUGUAAAGCUCAAAAACAUCUAACUUUAUAAAAAAACAUUAGUUUCAUUUAGGCUGAAUUGCCUCAGAAAUGCUUAAUGCUCAGCUUCUCACAUCAGGUAUUUGUGAGAGUUUGAGUGAGGCACUUCCAUCAGAUGACAGCUGAUACUGUGAGGGAUUUAGAGUAACAGUCUUCAAUGUACAGGAGUCUUCUACUCCAUGGUGAACUCCUGACUACUUAAAGAAAAGAGAGAAGAUCCAAAGGCUGGGUGGAAUGACGCCGAGUGUAGGUGGGGAGAGAGAGAGUCGGAGAGAACGUCUUGAAAGAAAGUUGCCACUAGAGGGAGCCUUUUUCAUAGUAGUUGUGUUUCUCCUCUUUGAAAAUUCAUCCCCUUUCUCUACAUACCUAUAUGUUAGGGGCAUAAGGUUGGACCAUGGGUUAAAAUAGGUUGAUUUAAGGAUUGUAUUAGUGCCUAACAUAUGAGUGAAACUCAAACCCCAUUUCUCCUGUCCAGAGCUAUUGGACUUUUUAAAUUAACUGAAUAAAAAUUAAACUGAAGUGAACAGCCUAAAAUACCUUUAAACACAAUAUCAGUGUUAGAGUUCCUGUUAGAGGUUUUAAAAUCAAAAGAUGAAGGCAGCGACGACUGUAUUCCAGAUGUAUAUGACGUUUCAAGCAUCAAAACGUGAAUAUAAAUCAGUAAUUCAACCUACAUAAAACAGAUGUGAAGAUGUUUUCUCUCCCUUUCUUCCUAUCAUUUAAAUUCUAUAUAUAAAUAUACAUUUUUCAUUCCAGUAUAUUAGAAACACUGAUGCAGGAAAGCUGAAACGUGCGCCUCAGAAGCAUUUGUAGCAGAAAAUGUGCAGGUUAUAUACAAGUUUGAGCAACUACACUUAAACAAAGUGUAUCAGUUAAGCAUUAUAGUAGUGAUGUAUCAAUACCAGGACCAGUAAAAGGCUAAAACUAAUUAUACUGUAGUUUGUAUCUGUCUAGUUCACAGAUGGAAAGAAGUGACUACAUGCAGUGUUAGAUUGCGCUGAAAUACUAUGCAUAAUUGUACAUAUUGACAUAACAUAAUCAAAUAUCACUUGAUCUUUGAGUUUCUCAGAUAUUACAUAAAUAUAUUGUACAUAUAAAUAUAACUUUGCGUUCUACAAACUGAUAAAGCAACUAUUGUUAAAACAGAUUACUGGUGUGCCUCCAUAUUAUCCUUUUUUUUUUUUAACUCAUACUUUAACUCAAGUUCAACACUGACUGUUUAUGUAUCAAAUAGAUAAAUAAAUGUACAUAUUCAUAUCAUAUUCCCUAGGCUGUAGCAUACAGAAACCUUCUCAGACAGAUUAAGCUUAUACAGUAUGUUAAACAUGUUUUGUUGCCUUUUGUCAAUGAGUGGUAUCGUUUUGUUUUCUUCUACUCAUCAUGGGUGUCUAAUUGCAGCACGGUACUCUAUUUUAAGAGUACAACUUUAAAAAAUUGUUUUGUUGGUUGUGUACAGAUUAUUGUUUUCAAACUACGUAAUCACUUGUAAUACCUUUGUAAGAAAGUAACUGUACUUAAGCAGUAGUUUCAAAUUUUUCUGAAUGGUAAAACAUGUGUUUACACUGCCUGCCAUGUUUACAGGUUGUUGAUAAAGGAAGGUGUCCUGGGCUGGUUCUUGUCUCUGACAACACAAUUUUAUACCUAUGCUUUUAUAAAGUGAAGCACUUUGUUAAUAUCGAUGAGUCUUACUUCUGAACUGUCUGAAUCUUUGCCAAUCUGUCACCUGCAGACUGCUUAAAUCACCCUUCAAAAGCAUGAUCCUAUGCUUCAAGUGCACGUGUUUAAAUGUUUACAUGUGAACAUUGCUGAAAAUAAGCACAUUCUCUUCUUUCACUGAUAUUUAAAUUUAAAUACAGAGGCCUUCGUUUGUUAUAUAUUGUAGAAUUUUGAUUGUGUUUAUCAAUGUUUUAAUCUCUAAAUGGAAGUACUGUUAUAUGUGUAUUGUUCUCUACUGAAGGAUAUUGAAUAGAUCAACUUCAUUUCUGAUAUAUCAGAUUUUCUUAUUAUAGAAUUGAAUUAUAACACCUAUAAGUGCAUUAUAACAACAUACAUGCAACAUAUACUCAACCGUUUAAAAGGUGGAAUGAACUGUAGCUGUUAAAUCCCAAUUUGAUGACCUACAGCACACCAAAUUGAAUAUAUUUGAAGAAUAAAAUGAUAUAAAAACAA